CUCACCCUUCAGCCUUAACAAAGUAAGUGACACACACACACUCUCUCUCUUCUCCAAUCUCCAACCAGUUUUUUAAUUCCUGAUCACCCAGACCAUACGAGACCAUACAGCUUCUUCUUUGAUCGAUCAUGGCAAACCCUAAGCUUGAAAGAAUUCCGAGCAUGAGGGAGCGCGUGCAGGACACUCUCUCCGCUCACCGUAACGUGCUUGUCUCUCUCCUCUCCAGGUAUGUGGAGCAGGGAAAAGGAAUUCUGCAUCCGAAUAAUCUGAUAGAUGAACUGGACAAUAUCGUGUGCGAUGAUGCAGCAAGGCUGAGUCUCCGAGAAGGUCCAUUUAGUGAAGUCCUCAAAGCUGCGCAAGAAGCCAUAGUUCUGCCUCCUUUUGUGGCCGUAUCAAUUCGUCCGAGACCUGGAGUUUGGGAAUAUGUACGUGUUGAUGUCUCCCAACUGAAGGUGGAGGAAUUGACUGUUUCAGAAUAUCUUCGUUUCAAAGAAGAACUUGUUGAUGGCCCGUCUAAUGACCGUUAUGUGCUUGAGCUUGAUUUUGAGCCCUUCAAUGCCGCUUUUCCUCGUCCCACCCGGUCAUCAUCAAUUGGCAACGGUGUUCAGUUCCUCAACCGACAUCUUUCUUCAAAUAUGUUUCGCAACAAAGACACUUUGGAACCUUUACUUGAUUUCCUCCGAGUCCACAAAUACAAAGGGCAUGCCUUAAUGUUGAAUGAUCGGAUAAAAAGUGUAUCCCGACUUCAGUCUGCUCUUCUCAAGGCAGAAGAGUAUAUUUCGAAGCUUCCUUCUGAAACACUGUAUACUGAGUUUGAAUAUACCUUUCAGGGAAUGGGUUUUGAGAGAGGGUGGGGGGAUACUGCAGCUCGGGUACUGGAGAUGAUGCAUCUUCUCUUGGACAUACUCCAAGCUCCAGAUCCCUCAACUUUAGAGACAUUCCUUGGGAGAGUACCGAUGGUGUUCAAUGUUGUUAUUUUGUCUCCACAUGGAUACUUUGGGCAAGCAAAUGUUUUAGGUUUGCCUGACACUGGUGGGCAGAUUGUGUAUAUCCUGGACCAAGUUCGUGCUCUAGAGAAUGAAAUGCUUCUUAGAAUACAGCAGCAGGGAUUGGACUUUAAGCCUAAGAUUCUAAUUGUGACCAGGUUAAUACCUGAUUCAAAAGGGACUAGCUGCAACCAGAGGCUGGAAAGAGUCAGUGGAACGGAACACACUCACAUUCUGCGAGUACCAUUUAGAUCAGAGCAUGGGAUUCUCCGUAAAUGGAUCUCAAGGUUUGAUGUGUGGCCAUAUUUGGAGACAUUUGCUGAGGAUGCAGCCAGUGAAAUUGUAGCUGAGUUACAGGGUAUUCCUGAUUUUAUUAUAGGCAACUACAGUGAUGGGAACCUUGUUGCGUCUUUAUUGGCUUACAAGAUGGGUGUCACACAGUGCACUAUUGCCCAUGCCUUGGAGAAAACAAAGUAUCCUGAUUCAGAUAUUUAUUGGAAAAAAUUUGAUGAUAAAUACCACUUCUCAUGUCAAUUCACUGCUGACGUAUUAGCCAUGAACAAUGCUGAUUUUAUCAUCACAAGUACAUAUCAAGAGAUUGCAGGAACGAAGACUACUGUUGGUCAGUAUGAGAGCCACACUGCUUUCACUCUUCCAGGGCUAUAUCGGGUUGUUCAUGGCAUUAAUGUAUUUGAUACAAAGUUCAAUAUCGUCUCUCCUGGGGCUGAUAUGGACAUUUACUUCCCAUACUCUGACAAGCAGAAAAGACUUACAACCCUCCAUUGUUCAAUAGAAAAGAUGUUAUAUGAUUCUGAGCAGACUGAUGAUUGGAUUGGUACACUGAGCGAUAGGUCAAAGCCCAUAAUUUUUUCCAUGGCAAGGCUGGACCGGGUCAAGAACAUAACAGGAUUGGUAGAGUGUUAUGGUAAGAAUACCAGACUGAGGGAGCUGGCGAACCUUGUCGUGGUGGCUGGUUACAUUGAUGUUAAGAAGUCCAAUGACAGGGAAGAAAUUCUGGAGAUAGAGAAGAUGCAUGAACUUAUGAAGAAAUACAAGUUGGAUGGACAAUUUCGAUGGUUAACAGCCCAAACAAAUCGAGCACGCAAUGGAGAGCUUUAUCGCUACAUAGCAGACACUAAAGGAGCCUUUGUGCAGCCUGCUUUUUAUGAAGCCUUUGGACUCACUGUUGUGGAGGCCAUGACUUGCGGUCUUCCAACAUUUGCCACUUGCCAUGGUGGUCCAGCAGAGAUUAUUGAACAUGGUGUAUCAGGAUUCCAUAUUGAUCCGUAUUAUCCUGAUCAGGCUGCUGCAUUUAUGACAGAUUUCUUUGAAAAAUUUAGGGACGACCCCAGCUACUGGAAAAAAAUAUCUGAUGCUGGGCUUCAACGGAUUUAUGAAAGAUAUACAUGGAAGAUUUACUCUGAAAGGCUGAUGACAUUGGCUGGGGUAUAUGGUUUUUGGAAGUAUGUUUCCAAACUUGAGAGGCGUGAGACCCGAAGAUAUCUCGAGAUGUUCUACAUUCUCAAGUUCCGUGAUUUGGUGAAAACUGUACCUUUGUCAAUCGAGGACCGGCAUUAAGCUAUUGCUUCCCAAGGAACUGAGACGCCUCCAUGAAUCAGACGCAGCACUAUCACACGGUUAUAAUGGUACAUAAAUAAAUUCAUGCGGGAGGCAUGUAAAAAGUUCUGUUGCGUACAAUGAUGUUUGCAGCUAUCUUAUGCUGGUUAAUGUUUCAAGGAAGGCUGUGUGUAGCCAUGCUGUUGUGAAUAAAUAAAUUGACUCCCCGAGAGUUGUGCUUUGGCCAGCGCUAGUAGGUAUGCUUUCCAGCACCAACUUCCUCCAAGUAGGCACUGCUUUAUCACCUGGUUCGCGCAAAAAUAAAACGUAAUAAAGAGAGAAUGGCAAACGAUUAUGAGGCUAGGCACCUCUACCGUGUGCCAUCAACUGGUCGGUGUAAAGGCCCCAUAUUUGUACUUUUAUCUGUUGUUACUCGUUAAGUGGACAACGAACAGGAUUGACAUGUUAAUCAAUCUUUGAGCAAGUCAGUUAACCUCCUGUGAGGUUAUGUGUUCUGUCUUCUCUGAACCAGCUGAAAUAUUGAUUUUUCUUUCUUUUUCUUGCGCUACACAAGCAAUAAGAAAUUCACAUGUUCCGUAA
Molecule: messenger RNA, 3143 nt
Organism: Populus euphratica (Euphrates poplar)
Lineage: Eukaryota; Viridiplantae; Streptophyta; Magnoliopsida; Malpighiales; Salicaceae
Product: sucrose synthase 2
Exons: 15
Coding region: 129-2564 (811 amino acids)
Biological process (GO): sucrose metabolic process
Molecular function (GO): sucrose synthase activity
Source: RefSeq, a predicted model, not a curated record